CCUGGCCGCCCUUUCACUUUCUCAGCCGCCCGACUACCUCCGAACACGGGUGGGACUAGAGCUCCCACCGCGCAGCGGGCAGGAGGAAGAGGGAGCCGAGGCUGCACGGGAAACCUGGAGCCCCAGCAAACAGCACCUGCUUGUGAGGGGGAGCCAGGCAGAGUCUUGCUAGGUAGUUCAGGCUGGUCUUGAACUCACUCUGCAUCCCCAGGCCUGCCUCAAACUCGUAGCAGUCCUUCUGCCUCAGCCUCCCCCGUGCUGGACCAUCAGGCAUGCAUCGCCACACUCCGCCACAGGAUGAUGACACUGUGAAAGCCAUGAUCGCCCUUUCUGUUCUUCUCCUGGUACUCGGCAGGUGCGUGCAGAGGUCUGUCCUAGGUGACUCGGCCAUGCAGUUCCCCAGUGCUGCCAGAGCUGCUGACGAGGAUGUGGAUUACCUGUUCAAAGUCAUCCUCAUCGGGGACUCCAAUGUGGGGAAGACCUGCGUGGUGCAGCACUUCCGCUCUGGGGUCUACACCGAGACACAGCAGAACACUAUCGGUGUGGACUUCACUGUGCGCUCCCUGGACAUCGAUGGCAAGAAAGUGAAGAUGCAGGUGUGGGACACAGCGGGCCAGGAGCGAUUCCGCACCAUCACCCAGAGCUACUACCGCAGCGCGCACGCGGCCAUCAUUGCCUAUGACCUCACCCGGCGGUCCACCUUCGAGUCUGUCCCACACUGGAUUCACGAGGUAGAGAAAUAUGGAGCGGCAAACCUGGUCAUCAUGCUGAUCGGAAACAAGUCGGACCUGUGGCAGCAGCGGCAUGUGCUGUUUGAGGACGCCUGCACACUGGCUGAGAAGCACGGGCUCCUCGCUGUCCUGGAGACGUCAGCCAAGGAGUCCAGGAACAUCGACGAGGUCUUUGUGCUGAUGGCCAAGGAGCUGAUGGCUCGCAACAGGCUGCAGCUGGACAGUGAGAGUACCAUGCACAGCCUUGCCCCUGAGUCCAGCCCAGUGCUUCUGGCCCAGGUUCCCUGCGAGAAGCCCUGCUGUUCCUGCUAAACAGGCAGCCAUGCCAGCAAGGAAUCUGUGGCCCAGCCUCCAUGGAGUGGCACUGCCAGCUGGGCACAGCCUCACCUCUCCUCCCUGAGGCUCCAGCCUGGGAGGCAGCCCAGGGGCGUGGAUUCCCAUCAGAUGCCAAGGAAAAGGGACAUCCCUGGCCUCGGGGCUGCAGGCACAGGGGCAGAGAGCGUGGUUUUCCCUACCUCUUUCCCUUCUCUGUCUCCCUCACACUCCAACUACUGUUUUAUUUUAUUUUUUUGAGACAGGGCCUCACUAUGCAGUUCAGGCUGGCCUUGAACUUACUAUAUAGCCCAGGCUGGCCUCCAACUCAGUGAUCCUUCCACCUCAGCGCCCCCAGUACUGAGGUUACAGGUGUGUGCCAGCACUUGCUGGCUACUCCAGUUGCUUUUUGUUUUGUUCUCUGUGUGGUUCAGGUUGGCCCUUGAACUGAUAGCAAUUCUCCCAAGUGCAGGGAUUACGGGUGGAUACUGGGAUUAUGGGCGGGUGCCACAAGCCAGCUCCAGCUGCUUUUCAUUGGGUUUUGCUUCUCCACUUGAGGAAGAGGAUAGUGAAGGGAAGAAGGGAAGAGGACUAUGGAGAGAGGGAGAGGAUGUCCAGAAGAUUCUGAGACAGUUUGAAACUCAGGCAGGCGGUGGGGAAAAGCCUUCCAGGAAACCUCUAAUGCUGCCAGCAUUGUGGUACAACCAUUCACAGGCAGGACUCCUCUUUGAGGAGCACGACUCGAUCCCAGUGGUACCCUCGUCACAGGAACCAUCUGAGGUAGAUGGAUUCUCUGCAUCCUCAGUGGGGUGAUUUAAUUACCUUGUUUUUUUUUUUUUUUUUUACUGGUACCUGGGACCGAACUCACGACCACGUGCUUGCAAGGCAGGCACUUAUGCCGCCGAGCUAAAUCCCCAGCCCAUAAUUACCUUGAUAGGAGAAAUGCUCACAAUUUUUUUCUAUAAUGUGGCAUUAUCUUAGAUCAAAAGUGAAUUUUUACUGAAAUUACACUGGCUCAGACAUACCGAUUAUCCAACCAGGAUUAUGUUGUCUCCUGGAAGCUCCAGGAGGCCGCGGCCAGUAGGGGUGGGGCAAGUGAGCCAGUGUGGGAUGCAGGCAUCCAAGGGUUUCCAAACCCUGUGACUGGGACCAAUCAGAAGGCACUGUCUUCAAUUCUUCUGGUGUCAGAUCAACCAGGCUUUUGAUAGGCAGGCUAGAUCUGAGGUCACCUGGAGGAACGGGAGCUACAAGACUGCAGCCACUAACCCGACAGCCACUGUGCUGUCUUUCAGCACCCGCUCUCACCCUGCAGAGGGGACUUCUUUUCCUACCUUUAAUAAAUGUAAAACUUUACUAAA
Molecule: messenger RNA, 2401 nt
Organism: Cavia porcellus (domestic guinea pig)
Lineage: Eukaryota; Metazoa; Chordata; Mammalia; Rodentia; Caviidae
Gene: Rab19
Product: RAB19, member RAS oncogene family
Exons: 4
Coding region: 273-1043 (256 amino acids)
Biological process (GO): vesicle-mediated transport
Cellular component (GO): Golgi apparatus
Molecular function (GO): GTPase activity; GTP binding
Source: RefSeq, a predicted model, not a curated record